UAACCCUACUUUAUCUGUGAUUUCAACGACCUACAAAUCGGAAAAGGUCGAUCCUACGGUUAAACAUAAAACCGUCCAGAUCAUCAGGACGGCAUAGAUUUAGCUUCAUCCAGAAUCAAACAUGUUGCGAACGAUUGUAUUACGAAACCAGUUACUAAACAAUAGCUUAAAUAAAGUGGUCAGGAGCAACAUCACGAGAUGUGUAAGCACCGAGUUGGCCCGUCGAAAGCACCCUAGCAAAUUACUCUCAGCAUCACACGUCAAGCGAGUGCUCGCUGCCCCACAAUGGACACCUCAGCUAAGGCACUAUUCCGACCUGCCCUCACACUCAAAGGUGAACCUCCCUGCACUGUCGCCUACCAUGGAGAGCGGCUCCAUCGUUAGCUGGGAGAAGAAGGAGGGAGAUAAGCUCAGUGAAGGCGACUUGCUCUGCGAAAUCGAAACAGACAAGGCAACCAUGGGCUUUGAGACCCCUGAAGAAGGCUACCUGGCCAAGAUCCUGAUCCCAGCCGGCACCAAGGGCGUGGCCGUCGGCAAACUGCUCUGCAUCAUUGUGGAGAACCAGGCUGACGUUGCUGCCUUCAAGGACUUUAAGGAUGACUCCACUGGAGCCCCUGCGAAGCGCCCAGCCGAAAAAGCCCCGGCAGCUGCGGCCCCGGCCGCGCCCGGCGCGCCGGCCCCCGCAGUUGCCCCCGCGGCGCCCGCAGCCCCCGCAGCCCCCGCGGCCGCCGCCGCCGCCGCCGCCGCGCCCGGAGGUAGGGUGUACGCGAGCCCCAUGGCCCGGAGACUGGCCGAGAUUAGGAACAUCCGCCUGGGAGGCACGGGCUCCGGCCUCUACGGCUCCCUGAAGAGCGGCGACCUCUCCGCCGCCGCCGCCGCGCCCGUCUCCUUCGCCGUGCCCACGCCCGGAGCCACCUUCGUCGAUAUACCGCUGUCCGGCAUGAGGGAAACCAUUGCCAAGAGAUUGAGCGCCGCGAAACAGCAGAUACCGCAUUAUCAGCUGGUUGCUACGGUUAAUAUUGAGAAGACAUUGGAAAUGCGAGAGAGGAUCAAUGCCAGAUUAGCUAAAGAGAGCCCCGGUGUUAAGGUGUCCGUGAACGACUUCAUCAUCAAAGCCGUGGCGGCGGCGUGCAAGCGCGUCCCAACCGUCAACUCGCACUGGAUGGAGACCUCUAUCAGACAAUUCUCGAACGUAGACGUAAGCGUAGCCGUAGCCACGCCCACCGGCCUAAUCACGCCCAUUAUCUUCAACUCCGACUCGCGCGGUGUCAUCGAUAUCUCGAAAAACAUGAAGGAGCUCGCACAGAAGGCCAAGGAAGGCAAGCUGCAGCCGCAGGAGUACCAAGGAGGCACUGUGACUGUCUCUAAUCUUGGCAUGUAUGGCAUCACAAUGUUCAACGCGAUCAUCAACCCGCCGCAGUCGCUGAUCCUGGCGUGCGGAGGCGUUCAGGAGUUGGUUAUUCCUGACGAGAAGGCCGAGAAAGGAUUCCGAUUAGCCAAAUUCGUGUCGUUCACGGCGUCCGCCGACCACAGGGUGAUCGACGGCGCGGUCGGAGCCGAAUGGAUGAAGGUCUUCAAACAGAACAUGGAGGACCCUGCCAACAUCAUCCUGUGAACACCCUCUACACGCCCCAUUUGUCCGCUGGACCGAUAACCUCCUAAGGCCCAGCCAUUCAAAUGAAAAGCCCAAAAUUUGCCACUGAAAAUUGAACCUAUAGUGCAGGGAAUAGAAUUGAUUUUUAUUUGUUACAAAAUUUAACGAUACAAAAGAAAUUCAACUCUGUUCCAAUUGAAUAUGAUUUCAAUUUCAUCGAACUGAAGAAAUACUAUAUGUAGGACCCUGGGCCUUAGGAGGAUAAGCUCUGCACUGAACCAGUGAAAUUUGAUCGACAGGGAACAGUUUGCUUUUAAAUCGAUAGCGAGGUACAUGCAACCGUUCUGAUGAUUAAAUUUCGUUGGAGUUAAAGUACUUAUAGACCUUUGGGCGGUAGCUUAUGCCAAUAAGUGUUACGUUUACCCUACGCCCCGAUAGUCCUAUCCAAUGAGCACAUGCACGACUUUGAUUUGCAAAAAAUACUGUCAUGUGAAUGUUUAUGCAUUAGCAUUUAUUGAUUUUCGUGGGCAUGUAAUGUCCUUAGCUCGCUUGAGAUUGUACAUAUAUAAGAGUUAUCAUUGUUUUUUAUUUUGUUCAUAUUGUUUUUGUUAUUUAAUCAGUGUUUUUUCGAGCUUUUAUCAGGCGGUCCAUUGUAUAAAUCGCGGGUUAGAACUAGUAACCUCAUCAUAUCCUUCGUUACCGUCGUUAUAUUCAUAUUAAUUUUAUAUUCAUUAUUGAAUAGAAUUGAGGCUGUGUUACAGCGUUGAACCUACACAUUUUUGUAUUGAUAUAGUUGAAUACAUUUUUGUAUACAUAUAAGCACACAACAUCGAAGGAUGUGCGUUAUUUAAGGGCUUAUUUAUUUAGUGUAAAUGAAGGAAUGAUUACGUACAAUUCAAUAGUAAGAGAAACUGCUCCGAGAUUUUUUAUAGGUAUUAUUUCAAGAAAUUUGGAAUGCGUACAAUUCGAAUGUAUUUUGGAGUACAGAUCUUUAUUUAUUACUACCAAUGCCAGUUUGGGGACUGAAGUGAGCUUGGCAGAGUAGCUGGUGUACAUAUUGAACAAAUGCCGCACGCGUAGUAACAUAAAGGCCAAUUCGUAGUUUUUUCAAAUUUCAACCUUAUAUCUUAAUUAGAUACGAUCGAAUUUGUGACGCAGAUUUUCUACAAUAUUGAUUCCGAUAGGCUGUUUUUAAUUGUGAACCUUAUUUAUAUUCAUUUAUGAUUGAUUUUGUAACAGAUUGGGUCUUUGUAUUAUUGGGCGUGCGUUGUGACUCGCCGCAAGAUAUCGUUUUGUUACCAUGCGUCGAGUUUUGAUGCCGAUAGAUGAUUUUAUGAAUGUUAGUAAAUAUAUUUUAUUUAUAAAUAAA
Messenger RNA from Cydia splendana, 2963 nucleotides. RefSeq names its product dihydrolipoyllysine-residue acetyltransferase component of pyruvate dehydrogenase complex, mitochondrial (gene muc). The record is from RefSeq and is a predicted model, not a curated record. Gene Ontology annotation, molecular function: dihydrolipoyllysine-residue acetyltransferase activity. NCBI's taxonomy places the organism in Eukaryota, Metazoa, Arthropoda, Insecta, Lepidoptera, Tortricidae. Gene Ontology annotation, biological process: pyruvate decarboxylation to acetyl-CoA. The transcript has 10 exons. The coding region runs from base 122 to 1615 and encodes 497 amino acids.